UCACUUGCGCUCAUUGAGCGCUGGAGAUCUGCCGUGUCUGGUGCUCUGCGACGAAGCCGAAGACAGAAGACGCUUUUGGGGGGGAUUGCCUUGAGAGUUUAUUCCAGUUCACCCCUGCGCUGCUUUUGGAUUUUAUUCUCGGAUCUGCAGCUGGUAAGUCAUCAACCGGCUUUGACAUGGCCAAAAGGAAGAUGGAUAGCAUCGGGCGGAACGGGAUGGUGGCACUUAUACUGCUGUGUAAUCUAACAAAGAUUUUUGUGAAGGCAAGCCUAGAGGUCAAUGAAACCCAGCAGCAGCAUCCCACCAAUGUCUACCAUGACAUGGGACUCACCAGGAACAAGAUAGUUACAGCACAGUUUGAGUGCUAUCAAAAGAUAAUGAAGGACAAUACUCACAGCAGACAAGAGCCCAUGUGUAAUCGCACUUGGGAUGGCUGGCUGUGUUGGGACGACACCAAGGCAGGCAUCUCUUCAGAGCAGCAUUGCCCGGACUACUUCCAGGAUUUUGAUCCUUCAGAGAUGGUUACAAAGAUUUGCACUGAGAGUGGUCAUUGGUUCCUGCAUCCCGAGAGCAACCGAACAUGGACCAACUACACUCGCUGCAAUGAACACACCAAUGAAGGCAGAGUGACCGCAAUGAAUCUUUUCUACUUAGCCCUCAUCGGACAUGGGCUGUCACUGACCUCCCUCUUCAUCUCUCUUGGAAUAUUCUUCCAUUUCAAGAGUUUAAGUUGCCAAAGGAUCACUCUUCACAAAAACCUCUUCUUUUCUUUUGUCCUGAACUCUGUGAUCACCAUUAUUUGGUUGACAGCAGUGGCAAACAACCAGGAACUGGUGCAGAGGAAUCCAACAAGCUGUAAAGUGUCCCAAUUCAUUCAUCUGUACCUGUUUGGCUGCAAUUACUUCUGGAUGUUGUGUGAGGGAAUAUACCUGCACACUCUCAUCGUGGUGGCUGUGUUUGCUGAGAAGCAGCACCUGAUGUGGUACUAUCUACUAGGCUGGGGUUUCCCUCUCAUUCCUGCAACCAUACAUGCCGUUGCUCGAAGUUACUACUACAACGACAACUGUUGGAUUAGCUCCAAAACAUCGCUACUCUACAUCAUCCACGGUCCCAUCUGUGCUGCUCUCUUGGUCAAUUUGUUCUUUUUACUGAACAUUGUGCGAGUGCUCAUCACCAAACUGAAGGUGACCCAUCAAGCAGAGUCUAGUCUCUACAUGAAGGCAGUGAGAGCUACCCUCAUCCUGGUGCCUCUACUAGGAAUUCAGUACGUCCUGCUUCCCUACAAGCCAGAGGGCCGGGUUUCCUCUGAAAUAUACGACUACAUCAUGCACAUACUAAUGCAUUACCAGGGUCUGCUGGUGGCCACCAUCUUCUGCUUUUUCAACGGAGAAGUCCAAGCGGUUUUGAGGAGGCACUGGAACCAGUAUCAUAUCCAGUUCGGCAGCAGCGUAGGGAACCACUCAGACGCCCUGCGCUCAGCCUCCUACACAGCUUCCUCCAUCACCGAGGUACAGGGCUGCUACAGCAUCGACAGCCACACAGAACACAUGAACGGCAAGGGUUGCCACGACGCAGACGCCUCCAUCUUAAAAUCAGACAGCCCCUUUGCCUGACGACAGCACUCUUCCCAAGCUCUGUCCAACCCACACACACCCCCCCACCCCCCCUUAAAAACUGCAGCAUAUUUGGAGCUCCGUGGCAACCAGGAAACCAGGGACUGAGAACUCAACCCCUCUUAUAGAUAUGAUGUGGGAAGCAAUACUUAAGGAGAAGGAUUGUGCACCCACCUGAAGGAAAUUGACACCUCUCUGUCACACGACAUAGACCCUUUAACCGUACUGUGAGGUGAGCUCGAUAAAACUAUUCCUGCGCUGUUUUGUCUACAAUUUAAAACUGAACUGCUUCACUUGGACUAAGCCGAUGCAUUCUGAUAAUCACGAUAUUGUUGCGAUCUUUCUGCCUAGCAAAAUUGUUUUUAAAUGGAUGAAUAUUAACUGUUUGACUAUCCUUCUGGGAUCAUGUCGUGCACAAAAAGCCUUUGGUUACACUGUAAAUUCUUUUGACAUGGUUAGUGCCAAACCAAGAAAUCCUUGCCUGCCUCAUAUAUUAUUAUUUUUUUCUUCAAUACAGAAUCAUAACGGAGAUAGGAGUCCUCACAGGUGCAUAAUAAUAUAUUAAAACUAUAUUAUAUCUUUCACAUAUUAAACUUAAUUUAUCUGAACAUAUUAUUGUUGAUAAAAGGAAAAUUAGAUAAAUACCAUACAGUAUUUAUUAAAGUUUUUUUUUUCAAAGUUAGCAAAUUAAGUACCAAUAUUACUUGUUGCCAGCUUCACAUAAACUUUCAAAGCAUUUCUUGUUUUUUUUUAGUAUUUGUCUAAUUUACAGAGUCGUACCGUUAGCCCACAGGCUACAUUUUUACAUGAUUUCAAUGUUUGAGUGUUUGGGUUUGAAUGUUUCAGUGACAACACCAUAAUCUUAUCACCGAGUAGCCAUCAUGAAAUCCCAUGUUCCCUAAUAUCUGCUCAUUACACUUGAAUGUAAGUUUGAAGACUUGGCUCUGUUCAGUAUAAAUACAUCACAUUCCCAUUCA
This is a messenger RNA of Thunnus maccoyii (southern bluefin tuna), 2590 nucleotides long. RefSeq names its product calcitonin receptor-like a (gene calcrla). Gene Ontology annotation, cellular component: plasma membrane. Gene Ontology annotation, molecular function: adrenomedullin receptor activity; calcitonin gene-related peptide receptor activity; calcitonin receptor activity. Lineage: Eukaryota; Metazoa; Chordata; Actinopteri; Scombriformes; Scombridae. The record is from RefSeq and is a predicted model, not a curated record. The coding region runs from base 177 to 1613 and encodes 478 amino acids. Gene Ontology annotation, biological process: angiogenesis; cell surface receptor signaling pathway; adenylate cyclase-activating G protein-coupled receptor signaling pathway. The transcript has 13 exons.